Messenger RNA from Camellia sinensis, 1195 nucleotides. NCBI's taxonomy places the organism in Eukaryota, Viridiplantae, Streptophyta, Magnoliopsida, Ericales, Theaceae. The record is from RefSeq and is a predicted model, not a curated record.
UGCCUCCUUGGCUAAAAAGAGUUACAGAAAGAAUAUUCGAGGAAUCAUGCUUGUUCCCCUCAGCAAUUAAUCAUGUGCUCAUCAAUGAAUACCUUCCCAACCAAGGCAUAAUGGCGACUGAGAGGGCGACCGGGAGAAUGUCCAAGCGGUCAACCGGCUUGUGUCAAUUGUUUGGGAGGACAUCCUCCCGGUCGUCCAUCCUUUUGGUCAGUUAUGGGCAAUUUUGCAAGCACAAGGUGUCAACCGGCGGUCGUCCGGUGUACAGCUACCUGCAACAAUUUGAUGAAUCGCUAAAGCCUCCCUUAAUUUGAUCAAAGUUUUGGGUUUCCCCUCAUUUGACAUGGGUUUGAUGUCAUGAUUGGAGCAGCAAAACUGUACUUAUUUCGUCAAAUUUAAAUUUGAUGGAAAAAAAAAGAAGUAAGCAUUGGAGAUGCUCUAAUGCCUCAACUAUUUCUCUCUUCUUGUUGCUGAAUGCCUAAGCCCAAGGUUUGAAAGCAAUGAAUGUCCAUUGGACAGGGUUAUCCCUUGAGAAUCAUAAUUUUGCACACCAGGAUGGGCCUGCUUAUUUUCCAGUAGUAGCAAUUCUGUCUCUUGGAUCACCGGUGGUUAUGGAUUUCACUCCUCAUUCAAGUUUGCAAUUGUGCACAAACACGUUGACAAAUAAUGUUGACGAUAAACCUUCUGAUGGAGCUUUUGAUGGUGAAACUGAGAAGUGGUUGGAUGAUCACCUCCCUUUUUCAGUCCUAUUGAUGCCUCGCAGUUUACUCAUUUUCAAAGAUAAGGCAUACUCAGAUUACUUGCAUGGCAUAAAAGAUAGCGAGGUCCAACAAUAUGACAAGGCUGUGAAUGUUGAUGAAAUUCUGAAAUACAAUGGAGUAAAUCAAGCACUGUCAGAGCCGGACAAAGCAUUUGAACUGAACAGAAUUGGAGAUGUUAAUACAUUGCACAGACUUAAAACAAGAGUGUCAUUAACAUGUCGAGUUGUAUCAAGGGUUCAUAAAAAUUUGUUCAAAUUCUAGAAUUUCUAAGGAUGUACUUUGUUUCUUUCUGUUGUCUAGUUUAGAACGAGGCUGCGUGAAAUGUUAGCACGCCAUUUUUCUUCUUUGGAUGUAAUACAUUUUCCAAAAAUGUUAUCAGAAUUUUUGGGUAAUCAGUUGCUAGUAACAUGUUAUAUAAAAAAUAAAAUUAAAAAAUC